Molecule: messenger RNA, 1674 nt
Organism: Xyrauchen texanus (razorback sucker)
Lineage: Eukaryota; Metazoa; Chordata; Actinopteri; Cypriniformes; Catostomidae
Product: hyaluronan mediated motility receptor
Exons: 8
Coding region: 265-1221 (318 amino acids)
Source: RefSeq, a predicted model, not a curated record
UGUGUGUGUGUGUGUGAGAGAGAGAGAAAUGUAUGUGUGUGUGAGAGAGAGAAAUGUGUGUGUGUGUGAGAGAGAGAGAUGUGUGUGUGUGAGAGAGAGAUAUGUGUGUGUGUGUGUGAGAGAGAGAGAGAUAUGUGUGCGUGCGUGUGUGUGUGUGUGUGUGUGUGUGUGUGUGUGUGUGUGUUUACACCCUGCAGUGAAACAGCUCCAUCAUGAUGUUGUCAGUGUGUCAGUGAGGGACUCACAGGAGAUCAGGACGCUGUUAUGAGGAGAUUCUUCAGAGUUCACAGGGAUGAAGAUUACGGUCAGAUUCAGUAUCUCACGGUCAAAUGCCUCCGACUCACUCAGGAGAAAGCAGUGUUUCAGCAUGAGCUGCUGGUGUCGAGAGAGCGGCUUCAGGCUCUACAGGCAGAGCUGGAGAGUGUGUCAGUGCGCUUGUGUCAUAAAGAGCAGCUGUAUGUAGAGCUGAACAUUAAAUAUGAAGAACUGCUGGAGAGACUUCAACAGCAGCAGGAGCAGCGCGUGGUCUCUCUGACGGAGGACAGGUUGGAAUACGUGUCUCUGCUGAGUCUGCAGCUGCAGCAGGUGAGCUCUGAUUUACUGCAGCUUCAGGGCUCUGAGACGCAACUCAUGGGCCUGCUGGACGAGCUGCACCAGGAGGCCCAGCUCAGAGCCAAGCAGGUAGAGGUCCUGGAGAUGCAGCUGCAUGAGGAGACCCUAUCAAAGACACAGCUAAUAGAAGACCUGGAGAUGCAGCUAAACAGUAAAUCACUUGAGCUGGUGGAGCUGCAGAUGUCUUAUGAUGCACUGAGGACGGAUAUGUGCGAUCAGCGCAGCGCCCACCAGAGGACAGUGGAGGAACUGCAGCGAGACAACUCGGAGAGUCUCGGCAAACUGCGCGAGACGGCUGAACAGUUCGAGUGGCUGUGCGAGCAGCAGCGCAGGUGGAUGUGUUGCGUUAAGAGGUUUAAAGAAUGUCUGUCAGGUGAGAAGGAGUCCCUGGAGUUGCAGGUGAACACAUUACAGGUGGAGUUGGAUUCUGUCAGGAGAACCGUUCGCUCCGACCAUCCUAUAGAACCCUGCAGCAGGUGUGAUGUUGCGGGGUUGUCUGAUCUUCAAGCUGAAGUAGAUCGCUGGAAAAUGCAAUAUGAAGACCUGCUGAACAAACUGACCACACAACAGGUUCAGUGGGCACCAGAUGUACAACAUAAACCCCCGUGAAGAUCCACACACACACACCCGUGCGCGCACGCGCACACACACACACACACACACACACACACACACACACACACACACACACACACACACUAUCCUCCUUAUCAAUAUAGUAUGCAGUGCAAACUUAACCAAACAGACAACAGAUAAACAUCUGUACUGUAGCGAUGAUGUCCUGAACAGCGUCCUCAGCGAAACACUUCUUUACUGUGUAUACGGACAUGACGUCAUGACGCAAAGAGGAACGACAUAAACCAACGAUUUCACACCAAAUGGGAAACAGCUCAAAGUACACAUUAUGUUUUAUAGGCCUACCGAAAUGAAUCGAGGUGAGGCAAGCACAUUGUUUUGAACACUGAUUGUUUAUGUACUUAAUCAAUAAUGGAACAUUUUUAAUCAAACAAUUUUACAGAGUGCAGUUUUAAUUAUAAUGUAUAGAAACUAAAUAAAGAGUUA